Messenger RNA from Rhineura floridana, 1008 nucleotides. RefSeq names its product SYF2 pre-mRNA splicing factor (gene SYF2). Gene Ontology annotation, cellular component: Prp19 complex; catalytic step 2 spliceosome; post-mRNA release spliceosomal complex. The record is from RefSeq and is a predicted model, not a curated record. The transcript is spliced from 8 exons. Lineage: Eukaryota; Metazoa; Chordata; Lepidosauria; Squamata; Rhineuridae. The coding region runs from base 16 to 867 and encodes 283 amino acids.
GCAUGCGUCUCCUCAAUGUGGGUUUCUUCCCGCCUUACCGAUACGUCAUCAGGAGGGGCGGAAACGGAAGAACGAAACCAGGAAGUAGUGUUCAAUGUUGACAGAAAGCGCGAGAAGAUGGCAGCGGUGGUGGAUGAUGGCGUUUCUUUGUCCAGGACGGCCACUUCUGACACAUCAGAAGAUCCUGGUUCUGUUCCAGCAGAAGAGGUGGCAGCACAGAAGAGAGAGGAGCAACUUAGAAAAUUCAGAGAGCUUCAUUUGAAAAGGAAUGAAGCCCGCAAGUUAAAUCAUCAGGAAGUUGUGGAGGAGGAUAAAAGGCUGAAGUUGCCAGCAAACUGGGAAGCAAAAAAGGCUCGUUUAGAAUGGGAACUGAAGGUGGAGGAAAAGAAGAAGGAGUGCCUGGCAAAAGGAGAAGAUUAUGAGAGAGUGAAGCUAUUAGAGAUCAGCGCAGAGGAUGCAGAACGAUUUGAAAGGAAGAGGAAGAAGAAAAAUCCUGAUCUUGGAUUUUCUGACUAUGCAGCAGCCCAGUUACGCCAGUACCAGAGGCUGUCCAAGCAGAUCAGACCUGACCUGGAGAAAUAUAAAAAACUGAGAGAAGAAAGUGGCGAAGAGUUUUAUCCAACUUCAAAUAGCCUUUUCCAUGGUACUCACGUGCCAUGUAAAGAAGGGGUUGAUAGAAUGGUUUCGGAUCUUGAAAAACAGAUCCAAAAACGUGAAAAAUACAGCCGGAGACGUUCAUACAAUGAUGAUGCAGAUAUUGACUAUAUUAACGAGAGGAAUGCCAAGUUCAACAAGAAGGCUGAGAGGUUCUACGGAAAAUAUACGGCAGAAAUUAAGCAGAACUUGGAAAGAGGAACAGCUGUCUAGGCUGAAAAGUUCAGGAGGUCUUUGAUUUUGCGUCUGUGAUUUUUGUACGUUGGAGGGCCCUGUCCUUUUAUGUUUGGUUGUGUUUUUACUACUCCUAACCUAUAUGAACUCUAAAUAAAAUGAAUAGAGGCAGGAAUCUGA